UAAUUUUUAGAGUAUGAUGUGCGAUUUGAUGAAUGAAGCAGACAUUGUAUCUGUGAAUACCUCAAAGGCCAAAAAGUUUACUGUACCGAAUAUAUCAGCUAACUGUUCAAUUCCAGAGGAAGUUACAGACGAUUCUUUCUUGUUGAACGAAAUCAAGAAAUUACCGAGCAACUACAAUUUUGAAAUUCCGAAAACAAUAUGGCGAAUAAAAGAACUGAAAGUCAAAACUGUCGCAUUGCAAAUGCCUGAAGGUCUUACUUUAUUUGCGUGCACCAUAGCUGAUAUAAUCGAAAUCAUGACUGGUUGUAAUGUAAUAGUAAUGGGCGACGUCACAUAUGGCGCUUGCUGUAUUGAUGAUUUUACUGCUAGAGCUCUUGGCGUAGAGUUGAUGGUUCAUUACGGACACAGCUGCCUGGUACCGGUGAACGAAACUCCGGGUAUCAAGUUGCUGUAUAUUUUCGUUGAUAUUCAGGUUGAUCUUGCUCAUUUUUUGGACUCUGUCAUAUACAAUUUUCAACAGGGUUCAAAGAUAGCGCUGGUUAGUACAAUUCAGUUUGUCUCAGCAGUUCAGACAUCAAGCAGAGAACUUAACAGUAAAGGUCUAUGCGUCUUCAACCCCCAGAGCAGACCUCUUUCUCCAGGUGAAAUCUUGGGCUGUACUUCUCCUCGGUUACCGAAGGAUACAGAUGCUAUAAUAUAUCUGGGCGACGGGAGAUUUCACAUUGAGAGUAUCAUGAUUGCUAAUCCUGUAAUCAAAGCUUUCAAGUACGACCCAUAUAGCAAGAAAUUCACCUGCGAAACGUACGACUUCCAACGUAUGUGUUCAAUCAGAACGGAGUCGAUCAACACUGCCAAAUCGGCGAAAUGCUUUGGGCUGAUUUUGGGUACUCUAGGACGUCAGGGAUCAACAGCCGUGGUGACCAGGCUGAAAAAUUUGAUAUUAUCGCAUGGCAGAGAAUGCAUAGUUACUUUCAUGUCAGAAAUCACUGACAUCAAAUUAGCUCAGUUUUCGAACGUCGACUGCUGGGUCCAGGUCGCAUGUCCGAGACUGUCAAUUGAUUGGGGAAGUUUCUUCGAGAAGCCGCUGCUGACACCUGCUGAAUUGCACAUGGCAUUGAAGUCCGAAGACAAAAUUGAAACCCUAGAUGACUAUCCGAUGGAUUUUUAUGCUAGAAACUCGGCAGGACCCUGGACGCCUAACAAUCCUGAAUUAAAAGAACUGAAAACUAAAAUUUCCACUAUUGAAAAAGAGUUUAUUUCAAAAUGUUCUAAUUUAAAUACACAUUGUGAUUGCUCUUGAGAAUAUAGUUAAAUUUAUUGAAAAUUGAAUCUGAAUAUUUGA
Messenger RNA from Symsagittifera roscoffensis, 1342 nucleotides. Its product is annotated as 2-(3-amino-3-carboxypropyl)histidine synthase subunit 1-like. Bases 14 to 1300 code for a protein of 428 amino acids. NCBI's taxonomy places the organism in Eukaryota, Metazoa, Xenacoelomorpha, Acoela, Convolutidae. Gene Ontology annotation, molecular function: 2-(3-amino-3-carboxypropyl)histidine synthase activity. The record is from RefSeq and is a predicted model, not a curated record. The transcript has 3 exons. Gene Ontology annotation, biological process: protein histidyl modification to diphthamide.